UAGCGUGCUUUUGUAACGACUUAAUUCACAAAUAAUGACUUUAUCUGUUGCUAAAUGUUUCCGGAGACAUAGCAUUAAAUACUUCCAUACUAUAACCGGUUAUACCGAGCGCUCAGGUUGUGCUGGUUGUGUAUGUAAGACUAACAAUGUUAGCCACUUCCUGUGUAGUUUUGUAACGGUGUAAUAAUGAAGUUAUGCAAGUUUAAAACUCGAAUUCACGAUAAGCAGAGAGUCGCUGCACAGACAUCUGAACUAAAUUGAAGCUUAUUGAAGAGCUCAGAGUCCGAACCGUGCUCCUCAGGCGAGAUGACUCAGGUGCGGCGAGCAGUGAGCGAGGCAUUGUGGGCGAUGUGUGCGGCUGACUCCAUGUCCAUGCCGGUUCACUGGUACUACAACAUCGACGACAUCAGAAGGGAUUUCGGAGGCUGGAUAUCGAGCCUCAACUCACCCAGAGACAGACACCCGUCCAGCAUCCUCAGCCUCUCCAACACUACUGGUAGUGGUCGGACCGCCUGGUCGUCAGGCACCAAGCGACACGACGUGGUUGGUAACGUGAUCCUCCACGACAAACUGGACCUGUGGAAGUCCUCCAAAGGCUCCGUCCACUACCACCAAGGUCUUGAGGCCGGGGACAACACCCUGAACGUGGUCUGCUCUCUGCGAGCUGCUCGCUCUCUCGUUACCGGACAGUUCAGGGACGUCUCUGAGCCGGAUGCCCGAGCCGCCGUUUUGUCAGACUAUGUCAGCUUCAUGACCACGCCCGGCUCGCACCGUGACACCUAUGCUGAGUCCUUUCACCGAUCAUUCUUCUCCAGCUGGCAGGACGGCAGACCGACCUCUCCCUGUCAGGUUCUUUCAUUUGCAGAAAAGCGCUCGAGGCGCAUGUUGAGCUCCAAGCUGCCCGACAGCCAGCUGGACGCCAUCGGGUGCCUUCCCAUGAUCCUUCCCUUCAUCCUGCUGUCCGCUCCAGCCAAUGAGGAUCAAGCAGUCUCAGCAGCAGUAGAGUUCGUCCAGCUCACCCACCCCCACCCGAAGGUGCCUGAGUAUGUGUCAAUCUACGGCCGGGCGCUGCACGCCGUGCUGGGCGGAGCCAGCGUCCGGCAGCAGGCUGAGCACGCUCUGAGGAGGCUGGACGCCUGGGACACCUGCCAGAGCUACAGCCGCAAGGCCGCCAGGUUUCCGGCGUCCUCGUUGGAGCGGCUGAAGGUCCAUCAGAGCGCGGUGAACUACCUGGGUCUGGCCUGCUACACUAAAGGAGCUUUGUCCAGCAUGUUUUAUCUGGCUCAUGAGUUCCAUGACGACCCUGCAGGAGGAAUCCUGGCCAACACCAACUGUGGAGGUGAGAACUGUAACCGCGGGGCGGCGCUAGGGGCCCUGCUGGGGGCCGGGGGGUCCUACAGAGGAGCUGUCAUCCCGCAGGAGUGGAAGGACAAGCUGAGAGAUGCUCAGGAGUUUAUCCCAGACAUCCUUAUGGCGAUGCAGUACGAGAGGGAAACUACCAAAAAUUUAAAAUAAACAACACAAUUUUGGGUAACUCUUUAUAAUAAGGUCCUUAAUAACCAUUAAUUAACAAGUAAUAAGGCAUUGUUCUCGCUUUAGAUCCGGUAGUUGCAAAAAGCGUAGUUAACUUAUAGUUAACUUAUAAUAGAUGAGCAAUAAAGUAUAUUUUAAUAUCAAUAACCAAACAAAAUAAGAUUAUUAAAGGCAUGGCAAAGACAUAAUGGGUGGGUCAUGGGUGUUUGUAAUGGCAUUAUUAACACUUUAUAAGCUUAACACUUUAUACUUUAUAAUAUUAACACUAUAAGCUUAUAAACAUACAAUAAUGUUAAUAAGCAUCUUGUAAGGACUUACAAGGGCCUUAUUACUUGUUAAUUAAUGGUUAUUACAAGGACCUUAAUAUAAAGCGUUACCAAAUUUUGUCUUCCUGUUUACAAAAUCUUUUCAUUCCACUUCCCUUAAUUUAUCGUCUUAUUUGAUGAUACAUUUAUUUUUUUCUUCUCUUCAAUAAAGUUUGUUGUUUGUUUGGAAUUAAAAUGUAAAAUAACAUUACUUUUGUUUUUGUUUUUUUAACUGAUCCACGCUAUUUAUACUUCUUCUGUUUUCUUAUUUUCAACAUAAUAACUUCAAUGACACUCCAUCAGACCUUAAAUGAACAAAUAAAUAAAAUUUGUGAAUCUGAA
This is a messenger RNA of Centropristis striata (black sea bass), 2180 nucleotides long. RefSeq lists its product as uncharacterized. The record is from RefSeq and is a predicted model, not a curated record. Lineage: Eukaryota; Metazoa; Chordata; Actinopteri; Perciformes; Serranidae. The coding region runs from base 307 to 1515 and encodes 402 amino acids. The transcript is spliced from 9 exons.